AUGUACACCACCCCGCCACAAAUCGGGGGCCCCGCCCAAUCUUCCAACACCAACGGGCAAGCGAUGUGUGUAUAUCACCUGUUGGUGCUCGUUCAGUACCUGCAAAAGCUCAUGACGGAUCUCCUCCCUCGUCUUCUCCCUGCGCUCCCUCCUGGGGAGGUUUCGGUGCAGGUCGAGGUCGCUUUUUCCUCCCAACCCCGCUCCGUCGACGCGGCAUUGGAGCGCUUCCACUUUCUCGGGAAUUACACCGGCGUGAAGGAUAGCAACCAGGCGGCGGCGUGUGUGGAGGAGGAGCACCUCAUGGUGCUUCCGCUUUACCCGCAAUACAGCUCCGUCCACACCGCCGUCGCCUUUGAUGCGAUCACGCAUUCGAAUUACUUCACCGCGCAUCGAACGGUGCCGCAUCUUCAUUUUCUCCGCAGCUACGCCACGCGGCCGGCCUACCUACACGCCCUCACCACCUCCAUCACGCGGUAUUGCGCGGCGAAAGGGGCGCCGGAUUGGAUCUUCGUCGUCUUUGAGGGGCUCUCCAGGCGAUUCAUCACCUCCGGGGAUUGCUAUCAAGUGGAAUGCCAUCGGACCUUCACGGCCCUCCGCGCGGCGCUUUCCACGCCAUCCGAGAGCAAGGGAUCCGAUCGCCUGAUCGCGCCGAAUCGCAUCACGAUUAGUUUUCUCGAGUGGGGGGUGGAGCCCUGCCUGGAGCCCUCCACUCGCGAUGUUGUCGCCGGCAUCGCAUCGCAGAUUCGGCGGAUCGGAAUGGGCAUUUCCGCCGCCAAUGAGGAGGACGAGGCGGAGUGGAAGAAAUUUUUGGGAACGGCGUACUUCGUUUGCCCGGGGAUCGCCGUGGAUGAUAACCGUUCCCUGCAGCUCGUGCAGAAGCAGUUAUGCGAGCAAUGUCUGGAGCUGGGAUGGCAGCGGGCGGAGUAUAUCCCCGCUCUGAAUGGAUCCCCUGAGCAGAUCAAAUUGUUGGCGAAUAUUAUCUCGGAUUACGUCUCUUAG
Phytomonas sp. EM1 is the source of this 999-nucleotide messenger RNA. NCBI's taxonomy places the organism in Eukaryota, Euglenozoa, Kinetoplastea, Trypanosomatida, Trypanosomatidae. The record is from the annotation of a GenBank genome assembly.